Messenger RNA from Ogataea philodendri, 546 nucleotides. RefSeq lists its product as uncharacterized. The coding region runs from base 1 to 546 and encodes 181 amino acids. NCBI's taxonomy places the organism in Eukaryota, Fungi, Ascomycota, Pichiomycetes, Pichiales, Pichiaceae. The record is from RefSeq and is a predicted model, not a curated record. The transcript has a single exon.
AUGUCUCAACAUCAUUGUAGCAGACAAGAUCAUUCCUGUUGGAUUGGCCAGGUUUUUAUCUUUGAUGUCCAAACCAACGUGUCUGCAACCUGGCUCGAAAACUGCAUGUUCUCUACCGAAGUUUGCACCUGGAACAAGACCUGGUCCCCCAAUAAGAGCGGCACCAAUAUUAGACAGGAUGGAACCAUAAAGAUUUGGUGUCACCAUGACAUCAAACUGUUGUGGGUUCGAAACAGCUUGCAUCGAAGCAUUGUCCACAAUCAUGUCCUUGACUUCAAUGUCGGGAUACUCCGACGUUCCGACAUCCUUCACGGUAGCUCUGAACAAACCGUCACCAAGUUUCAUAAUGUUGGCUUUAUGAAUAGCGGUAACAAGCUUUCUGUCGUUUUUAAUGGCAAAAUCAAAAGCAAACCGAGCGAUUCUUUCUGUCUUGUAUUUGGUCAUAAUCUUCAAAGAUUCCACAACCCCCGGGACAGACUGAUGCUCGAGACCAGAAUACUCACCCUCGGUGUUCUCUCUCACCAACACGAAGUCAAUAUCCUGUAA